This is a messenger RNA of Heteronotia binoei (common prickly gecko), 1086 nucleotides long. RefSeq names its product Wnt family member 9B (gene WNT9B). Gene Ontology annotation, biological process: cell fate commitment; neuron differentiation; canonical Wnt signaling pathway. The transcript has 3 exons. Gene Ontology annotation, molecular function: frizzled binding; cytokine activity. NCBI's taxonomy places the organism in Eukaryota, Metazoa, Chordata, Lepidosauria, Squamata, Gekkonidae. The record is from RefSeq and is a predicted model, not a curated record. Bases 1 to 1086 code for a protein of 361 amino acids. Gene Ontology annotation, cellular component: extracellular region.
AUGAUGCCUGUUUCAAGGCGUACAAGAGCAUUUGGGACACCGUUAGGCACUUGUAGGAUUGUUCUCUCUUUCUCCUUCCCCUCCUCUAGGCUGACUCGGAAGGAAGCCUUAAUCCAGUUCCCUCUGCUGGGGCCCUCCACGCAUCCCGCCCAGGGGAGAGCUCACCUGAAGCAAUGCGACCUGCUCCGGCUGUCCCGUAAGCAGAAGAGGCUUUGCCGGCGGGAACCAGGGCUGGCGGAGACACUGCGGGAUGCCGUCCGGCUGGGGAUUGUGGAGUGCCAGUACCAGUUCCGCAACGAGCGCUGGAACUGCAGCCUGGAGGGGAGGGCAGAACUCUUGAAGGAAGGCUUCAAAGAAACGGCCUUUCUCUAUGCGGUGUCUUCGGCGGCACUGACUCACUCCCUGGCUCGAGCGUGCAGCGCGGGGCGGAUGGAGCGCUGCACGUGCGACGACUCUCCGGACCUGGAGAACCGCAAGGCCUGGCAGUGGGGGGUGUGCGGAGACAACCUCAAGUUCAGCAUCAGGUUCCUGAAGAAUUUCCUCGGCCAAAAGAAAGUUGGGAAGGAUCUGAAGGCCAAAGUGGAUAUGCACAACACCAACAUGGGCAUCAAGGCUGUGAAAAAUGGCCUGAAGACAACUUGCAAGUGCCAUGGGGUUUCCGGCUCGUGUGCCGUGCGAACCUGCUGGAAACAGCUGUCCCCGUUCCACGAGACGGGGAAGCUGCUCAAGCUGCGCUACGACCACGCCGUCAAGGUCCUCAGCACCUCCAACGACGCCAUGGGCCACUCGGAGCUGGCCAGCCCUCAGCCCCACGGCCGCUUGCCCAAAGGCCCCUCGGCUCCCCGCCCCACGGACCUGGUUUACAUGGAGGACUCCCCGCCCUUCUGCUCACUCAGCAAGUACUCGAUGGGCACUGCCGGAAGGACCUGCUCCCGCGAGCUCAACUGCGACAGCAUGUGCUGCGGCCGUGGGUACAACACCCAGGCCCGCCUGGUCUCCUUCGCCUGCCACUGCCAGGUGCAGUGGUGUUGCUACGUGGAGUGCCAGCAGUGCGUGCAAGAGGAGGUGGUCUACAGCUGCAAGUAG